Meloidogyne enterolobii is the source of this 218-nucleotide messenger RNA. Lineage: Eukaryota; Metazoa; Nematoda; Chromadorea; Rhabditida; Meloidogynidae. The record is from the annotation of a GenBank genome assembly.
GGAUGGAACAUACAGAGAAAAUGUUGGAUAUUGAAUCCCGUUUAAUUUAUAAAUGCAAAGAUUUGAAGAGAAUUGCUUUAGUAACUAGUGGAAGGUAUGUAGUGAAAAGUGGACAAUUAAUUCAGUUGGCUGAAAAAAGAAAUGGGGAAUCUAAAACAAAAUUGGCUUUGGCUGCUAGAAGUGGUGGAAUGAAGGUAAACAAUAAAUUAAUUAAUUAA